GCAGUCUCUGGUCAUCUCCUGUACCGUGUCCGCAGUCUCUGGUCAUCUGUACCGUGCCCGCAUACUCUGGUCAUCUCCGUAGUAUGUCUGCAGUCUCUGGUCAUCUCCUGCACUGUGUCCGCAGUCUCUGGUCAUUUCCUGUACCUAUGUCUGCAGUCUCUGGUCAUCCUCCUGUACUGUGUCCGCAGUCUCUGGUCAUCUCCUGUACUGUGUCCGCAUCUCUGGUCAUCCCCUGUACUGUGUCCGCAGUCUCUGGUCAUCCCCUGUACUGUCCGCAGUCUCUGGUCAUCCCCUGUACUGUGUCUGCAGUC
This is a messenger RNA of Staurois parvus, 311 nucleotides long. Lineage: Eukaryota; Metazoa; Chordata; Amphibia; Anura; Ranidae. The record is from the annotation of a GenBank genome assembly.